AUGUCAGAGCAACUCACCCCAUUCGGGCACGCCCUCGCAGGCGCACUCGGAGCAGUAUUCAGUAACACCAUUGUCUAUCCCCUUGAUACCAUCAAGACCCGCAUCCAAGCCGGCGAGAACAAAGUAGUCCAGAACGGGAAGGAGAAACAUCUAGGUGCAUGGGACCUUAUGUCCAAGAUCAUACGCGAGGAGGGUGUGGUGGGAUACUACGCAGGUUACGCAGCGACGAUGUUGAGCACGUUCUCUCAAUCGUACGCCUACUUCCUUGCCUACACCAUUGUACGCACCUCCUACCUACGCCGUCUCGCCGCCCGGACCAAAUCCACCUCUACCCAAAUUUCGAUCGGUAUGGAGCUCCUGCUCGGUGCCGUCGCUGGCGCCCUAGCACAAAUAUUCACGAUUCCCGUGUCGGUCAUCGCUACCCGGCAGCAGAUCGGCAAUGCACACCUGCACUCCACCCAUGCGCGCAAGGAGGAGCGGGACAACUCCUUCUUCGCCGUGGCGAGGGAUAUUAUCCGUGAAGACGGGAUCACGGGGCUCUGGGCUGGCCUGAAGCCAGGGUUGGUGCUCACCGUCAACCCGGCUAUCACGUACGGCGUCUUUGAGCGCAUGAAGGGAAUCGUACUCGCCCGCAGAAGGGAGACAAAGCUCAAGCCCUGGACGGCGUUUCUUGUCGGUGCGAUGAGCAAGACGCUCGCUACAGUCGUCACGUACCCGUAUAUCAUGGCGAAGAUUAGGUUGCAGGCGAAAUGGCACGGGGAGGAAGAUAUCGUCCCCGCUGUGGACGAUGCACCGAGCUUUGCGGAAGUGGCAGCUGCAGAUCCAGAGCAGGAAGUGAGGGAAAAGGCGAAGCAGGUUAAUGGGACUGUCAAGCCUGGAAAGGUGCAUACUACGCAUCAUGAGAAGUAUAGGGGAGCGGUGGACUUGCUCGCGGACGUCUUGAGACAAGAUGGGUUCAAGGGAUGGUACGAAGGCAUGGAAACUCAGAUCACAAAAGCCGUCAUCUGCCAAGCGAUGCUCUUCAUGAUGAAAGACCAGUUUGAACAUGUCGCCCUCUUGCUGACUAGGCAUGGGAGGAGAGUUGUUGCUGGCGCGGCGGGGAAGGUUUAG
Dacryopinax primogenitus is the source of this 1110-nucleotide messenger RNA. Its product is annotated as mitochondrial carrier. The transcript is spliced from 5 exons. The coding region runs from base 1 to 1110 and encodes 369 amino acids. The record is from RefSeq and is a predicted model, not a curated record. Lineage: Eukaryota; Fungi; Basidiomycota; Dacrymycetes; Dacrymycetales; Dacrymycetaceae.